UGUUCUUUUCCCAAAAGAUGAUGUAAUAGUCUGAUGUCCAAUCACCAAAGAGCUGUUUUGGCUGGCAAAUAUUUAUUGUGUGCAUAGUGUCUUUUCAGUCUUUCAGAGAGACAGAAUCCUACUUCUCCACCUCUCAACAGUGCUGAGCAUUGCCCACAACAAUGAUAAGUCACCACAGAAUCACUCUGCUUCUGUUGCUUCUGCACUGUUGCUACAUCCGUGGCUGUCCUUCCCAGUGCCAGUGCUUCCUGGGGUCAAAGGUCAUAUGCUCUGAGGAGCGAAUGUACACAUUUCCUCAAGGUCUUUCCCUUCAGGUGAGAGAGCUCAUCAUCAUAACCUCUGGCCUCACAAGCAUACCCUCUAACAGCUUCCUGGGCAGCCCUCAGCUAACAAAGCUGGCAAUCAUCAGCAACCCUCUGAGGGGUAUCUCCCCUCUGGCCUUCAGUGGCCUCACAGAGCUGGGGGACCUGGAGGUCAGCGGAAACACUCGGCUGGAGGCUGUACAGCUUGGGACCCUUGACCAUUUGGGCAACCUCACUAGACUCCUCCUGAACAACAACGAGCUGCUGAUACUGGAAAAGGGGCUGUUUGAUCAUCUGCCCAAACUGGAGACUCUGGAGAUAAGGGGCAAUGCAUUUAUCUGGCUACCUGCUUCACUCUUUGGCAAACUUCAAAACCUCCACUCCCUGGAUGUGUCCAUGAAUAAGAUCACCUCAGUGGAGGCCACUCUGUUGAGUGACCUGACACAGCUGCAAUCCCUCAAGCUUGGCUAUAACCAGAUUAGCUCUCUUCCAUCAGACAUGUUUAAAUAUGUUCCAGGGCUAAAGGAGCUCAGUUUGCAGAAUAAUAAUAUCUCAAACCUGCCAGAGGGACUAUUCACUUUCCUAAAUAAAUUGGAGGAACUUAACCUCCGAGAUAACCAACUGACUGAUGUGAGGGCUGGCACAUUCCCCUCCACUCUGAAGGAACUCAACCUGCAAGGGAACCACCUCACCUUGCUGUCACUGGAAAAUUUACCUCUUCUUACAGAUCUGGUACUGUCAAAAAAUAGGUUCACGGAUCUUCCAAGUGACCUUCUCAAGAACGUAACUUCACUGGAACAACUGGAUCUAUCUGAAAACCAGCUCUCAUCUCUACCUGCCACCCUUUUCUCAGGCCUCUCAAGAAUAAUUUCCAUCCACCUGCACAAAAACAACCUGACCUCUUUGGAGCCUGAUGUGUUCCAAGACCAGGUUGACAUGGAGCGACUGACUCUGUCUCAGAAUCGACUGCAGAACCUUCCCCAUGGCUUCUUUGAACCAUUUCUGGAAACAAGGAAUGUGAUCACUCUCCGUGGUAACCCGUGGAAUUGCGACUGUAACUUCUCAUAUCUGUAUACCUGGCUGGAGUUUGGAGGUUACCUGGUUGAGGAUCUAGGUCGGACCUAUUGCAAAGGUCCUGCUGCUUUGAAAGGACAGAGCUUGAUGUCUGUAGAAAGAGACCAGCUGGUAUGCUCCAAUAACUCUACCAUACCUAAACCUGUUCCAGCAGACUCCCUCCAACCCCUUGACAAGGAAACCUUUGCACCAAAUCAAACUAAUCAAUGCAUCUUGCAGAAAAACAAUGAUGUUUACUCCAUAAAAUGCACAGUGACAAAAUGUUCUAAUCUUAAGAUUCAGGCCCAUAUUUAUGGUCCUGAUGGAAGCACAACAAACUAUAUUUUGAACAAAGAGUGGUCUGUUACCCAAUGUGUAAAUGGCACCAGGACACCCGAAGUUUGAAUAUUGUUUGUAAAGUUAUUUUCAAUCACACUAUAUCUGUGAUGGUGGUGAAAACCAGCAAAAUGUCACACAUGUAAGCUAACGAAGUACUUGCAUUAUGUUUAAAGUCUACCUGUUAGUAAAAUGCCUCUGACAUUAA
Messenger RNA from Alosa alosa (allis shad), 1899 nucleotides. Its product is annotated as carboxypeptidase N subunit 2. Bases 162 to 1760 code for a protein of 532 amino acids. The record is from RefSeq and is a predicted model, not a curated record. NCBI's taxonomy places the organism in Eukaryota, Metazoa, Chordata, Actinopteri, Clupeiformes, Clupeidae. The transcript has 2 exons. Gene Ontology annotation, molecular function: protein binding.